AUGGAGCAGUCCAAGGCCUCCUCUCCGACGGAGAACGAUGCUCUACCAUCCAGCCCUCCCAAGAGACGCAAGCUCAAGCAUCCGCGCACAGCGAGGGCGUGCAUGUUCUGCAGGAGGCGCAAAGUGCGAUGUUCGGGCACCCAACCCUGCGAUUAUUGCAUUGGUGAGGAGGUUCGCUGCGAGUACGACGAUGGCAUUGCGAGGCCACCUCCUGGGGCGUUCGGCCAUUCCCAAGGCUCUGGUCCAAGUUUCCACCAGGUCCCGGCGACUUGGACUUCGCCUGGCGGCUUACCAGGCGAACGUGCGACGGCCACGACUGCCAUCGCGCAGCCCUCGAACCGAGUAGCUGUCAUGUCACGCGAACAUACACCCCACAUCUCUCGAGGGCCGUCCCUAGAACCAACCUUUGCCGAAGGCCACCAUAUCAGCGCAACAGCGGGAGUGUCCUUCCUUUACCAUUCGUGGAAUCGAGGCGAUGCAGUGGAGGGAGAGGCUGCAUUGCCCUCGGCGCCCUUGACCUGCCACGGCGACAUCCCCCCGAUCCAAGUUCGACAAGAUCAGCCGCUGCCCAAGCGAGAAGAAGCAGAUGCGCUGCUCGAACGCUACUUUCGAUUCUCAACGCCAACCUACCGCUUCCUCCAUCGGCCAACUCUGGAGAAGUGGACAUCUCAACUGUUGACGGGGGCCCGUAUGUUGACGGCAGAAGCCGCGUGUACGCUAUUGGUGUUCUCGCAGUCGCUUCUGUACACGAGGGAAGGCGACAGAUAUGUCGACGGCGGCGACCAGGAUCUUAACCGGAGUCAAUUCUAUUUCGAGAAGGCCAAGUCUCUUCUCAAUCAAGAACCUGGACCAGCGUCCGUUGCCAGCGUCCAGGCCAGGCUCGCCAUGUGCCUGUACCUUCUCAGCACUUUCCGGAUCAACGAGUGCCGAUUCUGCUUUAGUCUCGCUUGCACGCUAUUGACAUCUAUCGGGCUGCACAGGAAGAUAUCUUCCGCUCACAAGCUAGACCUAGUGACUCUGGAGUUGCGCAAACGCACAUUCUGGGGCGCAUAUGUCUUGGAUGACUAUCUGAGCGUUAUGCUGGGCCGGCCACGAAUGCUCCGCGACGAAGACAUCGACCAGCCAUAUCCUCGCAACAUUGACGAUCAAGAUUUGCUGUCGUCCGAAUCGCCCGAAGACCUGCCCUUGCACGGUAACCUGGAAGCGUUCAUUGCUCAUGCGGAUUUAGCCAAGUUGAUGGGACGCAAUAGCGAUCUCCUCUACCCGAUUCAGCCACUGUCGGAAGAUCAACUGUUCGAUCGCACCAACUGGAUGCUGGAGGCCACGCUCGAGUGGAAGGAAAGUCUCCCUGAUUUCCUGAAACCCCGCGAUAAGACGCUGGUGGGACAAAGAACGUUCGAGCGCCAGAACACCGUCUUGAAGCUCGCGUACGCUCAUUUACGGAUCCUUGCCACCCGGCGAUGCCUGCUUGCGGACUUCAGCCGGCUCGGUCGGAGAGCGUCCUCUGUGCUGGACGAGAGGGCUUUGAACCCGAUCCGCGAAUGCGCCAGUGCCGUCAGCACCAUCCUUAAUACAACCUGUGACUUGAUCCAGCGAGCUGCGCUGUACCAGUCCUUCUGGUUCACGCAGUAUAUUGCCCUUGUCGCAGUGUCGACCCUCUAUGUCUUUGUUAUCCAGAGCAGCCGCGCCAACAUCCCGCCGGGUGUCUUUCCUGACAUGAACGCCUUCUUCGACAAGGCCAAGCUAUGCCAGGACCGACUGGCAGCGAUGGCUCCGGAAGGCAGCCAGGCACGACGGCACUGUCAGCUGCUCAGUCGGCUUCGACUCCGUGCGGAAAAGGACGCUGUCCGCGCGAAAAGGAACAGCGAGAUGACGACGGCGGCUUUCGAGCGCGCUCCUGUCUCGUCGACGGGAGCCCCUCAUGAGGUGGCAUCGACACCUCAUCUGCCCUCGGAACCCACAGACUUGAAGAGCAUGAGUCCCCGGCUAGCUCAGUCUCGCACAAUGGCAGCAGUGUCCGCGGGUCAAUCUGGAUACUCCAGCAAUGCCCAACCUGGCGGCGGCGACAGCAGCGGUAUGGCUCCGGGUUUGGGGGUCGGCGCGGAUGCGGCGGUCGCAGGGCAGUUCACGCCGUCCGACGACGACUACAUGUUCCAAAACCUCCUGGGCUGGGGAUGGGAGAGUCUGGACACGGUUGGGUUUCCUGGGGAAGGGAAUCUGUUCAGCCUCCAGCCAUAA
This is a messenger RNA of Fonsecaea multimorphosa CBS 102226, 2238 nucleotides long. RefSeq lists its product as uncharacterized. The transcript has 3 exons. Bases 1 to 2238 code for a protein of 745 amino acids. The record is from RefSeq and is a predicted model, not a curated record. Lineage: Eukaryota; Fungi; Ascomycota; Eurotiomycetes; Chaetothyriales; Herpotrichiellaceae. Gene Ontology annotation, molecular function: sequence-specific DNA binding; zinc ion binding; DNA-binding transcription factor activity, RNA polymerase II-specific. Gene Ontology annotation, cellular component: nucleus. Gene Ontology annotation, biological process: positive regulation of transcription by RNA polymerase II; DNA-templated transcription.